Molecule: messenger RNA, 1397 nt
Organism: Saccostrea echinata
Lineage: Eukaryota; Metazoa; Mollusca; Bivalvia; Ostreida; Ostreidae
Product: WD repeat-containing protein 18-like
Exons: 10
Coding region: 55-1380 (441 amino acids)
Biological process (GO): rRNA processing; DNA-templated DNA replication
Cellular component (GO): nuclear pre-replicative complex
Molecular function (GO): protein binding
Source: RefSeq, a predicted model, not a curated record
GACCGACUUUCACUUUUCUUUUCAAAACAAGCCUAACAGAAGCACGUGUGUGACAUGAUGACAUCCAAAGAGGUUUUAUUGACAAGUGAAACAACAGGACAGCUGUGGAAUGUCUGUGUCUGGGAUGUUGAGUCAGGAACCAGUGUAGUCACAUAUAAAGGAGGGACAAGUGCCCCGCAUGGCUUGGCUGUAUUAGGACAACAAUUUCUCAUCAGUGCAUCUCCCACAAAACCUGUGUUAACAUUAUGGCCACUUCAUAAAAGGGACAACACAUGUACCAAGAUGGUUUGUCCGGGAACAGUAUCGGCUGUGGCUGUCACAGAGGAUGGGGCAUACUGUGUCGCUGCCAUAGCAGAGAAAAUCUAUAUUUGGCAGACCUGUACAGGACGCCUACUUAGUGUAUUAAGUAGACAUUAUCAGACCAUUACAUGUUUAAAGAGUUCCUCUGGUAUAAUUGUAUCUGGUGGAGAAGACAGUCUUGUCAUCGUGUGGUCACUGGGAAAAGCCCUUUGUGAACAAUCAGAAAGCAGAGCCCCUGUGUCACCUGAUCAGGUGUGGUCUAGUCACUCUCUCCCAGUCACAGACCUACAUGUAGGGGUGGGAGGACACCUUGCUAGAGUUGUCUCCACCUCCCUUGAUCAGACUUGUAGACUGUAUGAUGUCAACAGUGGAGAGGUUCUUUGUACUUUUGUGUUCGAGGUGGGCAUGUGUUCUGUUGCAUUGGAUCCAGCAGAGUUCAGGUUAUUUGCUGGGAGCAGCACAGGUUCCAUAUAUGCUGUCAAUUUAUUUGAAAAACCAGUGAGAAGAGAGCGACACAUCACUGAAAACAGAGACGACAAAACUUGUCAGAGAUUUGAUGGUCAUGAAAAACGAGUGGAUUGUCUGUGUAUAACAAUGGAUGGAUGUCAGCUGGUGUCUGGUUCACAUGACCACAAAGUCAAAAUCUGGGAUAUAUUUAGUGGACAGUGUCUGAGAACAAUAGAACACAAAGGUCCAGUGACAAACACGUUACUAACCAUGGUCCCUCCUGGAAUUGUAAACCCGGACAUGAAGUGUACGCUUCCCCUCCGGCCGUUCCAAAGAGUGUUCCAUUCUGAUGCCCAGGAAGAGAAUAGCGAGGUCACAUUGAAUGUCCACCUCAAUAACACUGAACAAGAGGAAGAAGAAGAUAUUUUAAGACCCAACUCAGAAAUUCUUUUGGAUCUUAAAUACAGAUCAAAGGAACCUGAGAUUAUGGAUACAGAUGACAUUUCGUCCCAGGAAGUGAAUAGAAGAAUACAGAUGGCUAAUGAUUCUUCAGAUCUUUUAAAACUUAAAAAUGCUAAUAAAGAAUUAUUUCACUUUGCUGUUAGUACUCUAUUAAAGAGUAAAGACAAAUAAACUAAUGUUUACUUUCA